ACCUGCAACCUUUCUUCUCGGUUUAAAACACCAAACAACCAAAAACAAUUUAUAAACUUCCCUCUUCUUCUUCUUCUUCUUCUUCUUAUAUCGUAACAAAAAUUCAAAAAAAAAAAAACAAUGGUGGCGGUUGAAUAUAACGAGAAGAACAACAGUGGAAGUAAUCUAAAAUUUCUCUGCAGUUACGGUGGCAGAAUCCUCCCUCGUUCCACCGACGGCAACCUCCGUUACGUUGGAGGUCACACCAGAGUCCUAUCCGUCGAUCGUUCUAUCUCUUUCUCAGAGCUGAUGAAGAAACUAUUUGAAUUCUGCGGUUACUCCGUUGAUCUAAGAUGUCAAUUACCAAACGGAGAUCUCGAGACACUAAUCUCAGUCAAAUCAGAAGAAGAACUAUCAAACAUCGUCGAAGAGUACGACCGCCUCACCGGAUCCAAGAUCCGAGCCGUUUUAUCGCCUCCGAGAUCUUCGCAUAAACGCGAAUCGUCAUCGUCGUCGUCUCCGUCACCGUAUUCAAGCGGAGAUCGAUCACCGAAAUCACCGUUCUCCGUCACGCCUUCACCGCCGAACUCACCGUCGCCGGCGUACGGAAGAUAUCUACAGUCUCGGUAUUGUUUACCUCCCACGGAUCAUCUUGUUCCUAGAAGAUUCAAUCAUAGAUCGGAAGAGUCUCAUUGCUGCUGCUAUGCGUGUCGUGUACACAAAGACUCCAGGCUCAUCUGGCAUUGAAUUCGAGGAGAUUUGGACAAUUUUUGAAAGAAAAAAAAUUCGAAUAUACGCCAUAGAUACGAAUGAAUACUUUGAUGAUGAAAAAACGAAAAAAAAACUUGGGAUUUUAAAUUUAGAUUCUUCGAUUUUUUUUUUUU
Messenger RNA from Camelina sativa (false flax), 863 nucleotides. RefSeq names its product protein PAL OF QUIRKY. Gene Ontology annotation, molecular function: protein binding. Lineage: Eukaryota; Viridiplantae; Streptophyta; Magnoliopsida; Brassicales; Brassicaceae. The record is from RefSeq and is a predicted model, not a curated record.